AUACGUAUGUGUGUGUGUGUGUGAUUUCCGUGUUCAAUAGGGGUUUUUAGAUGGAGUGAGUUGUGCGAUUACUAGGUAUUUUUCCUAACUAAUUGUGAAGUACCCAUUGGCUUUGGCAAGUUUGGAGUUGGAAUUGAUCAUGACUGAGAGAGGAAUUCCAUAGUGAGACUUGAGACCACUGACUUAUUAGAUGGGAAAUAACUGCAUUGGAUCAAAACUUUUCAUUCCCCAUAAUAAACAGGAGAUAAAAAGUAUUGAAGCGUCUUCAGGAGAUAAAAGGCCAGAUGAUCUUCAUCCUGUUGAAACCAACCCCCCAGAAUUAGAGGAGAUCGUUAAAGAAGAAAAAAAGUCAGCAGAAACAGUAAGACCGGAACCAGUGAUGAAAGGGAAGGAAGAUGCUAUACCAGCACAACCCACAGGACCGGAACAAAUGACGAAUGGGAAGGAAGGAACCGUACCGGCACAACCAGCUAGACCAGAGGUGGGGAAGAAACUAAAGGAAGAGCUUAAACCGGGACAAGCAAUGAGACAAAGAAAGGCGCACAAUGUCAAGAGGAUGUCAUGCGCGGGGCUGAUGACAGAGUCUGUGUUGAGAACCAAAACUGGUAAUCUCAGGGAGUACUACAAUUUAGGGGCAAAAGUUGGCCAGGGGCAGUUUGGAACUACAUUUAUUUGCGUUGAGAAAGGAACAGAAAAGGAAUAUGCUUGCAAAUCCAUGGUGAAAAGGAAGUUGCUGACUGAGGGUGACGUGGAUGAUGUGAGGAGGGAAAUUGAGAUCAUGCAUCAUUUGUCAGGCCACCCCAAUGUCAUCUCAAUCAAAGGGGCUUAUGAGGAUGCCAUGGCAGUUCAUGUCGUGAUGGAACUGUGUAAGGGGGGCGAGCUGUUUGAUAGGAUUGUCAAGAUAGGGCAUUACACAGAGAGGAAGGCAGCUGAACUCGCUAAGACUAUUGUUAGGGUCGUAGAAACCUGCCAUUCGCUGGGAGUAAUGCAUCGGGACCUUAAGCCCGAAAAUUUUCUUUUUGUUGAUGAGCAAGAGGAUUCAGCACUCAAGAUGAUAGAUUUUGGAUUAUCAUCUUUCUUCAGGCCAGGGGAAAUUUACACUGAGGUUGUUGGGAGCUCAUACUAUAUUGCACCUGAAGUUCUGAACAAGCAGUAUGGUCCAAAAGCAGAUGUUUGGAGUGCUGGCGUGAUAAUUUACAUACUCUUAAGCGGGGAUCCUCCAUUUUGGGCUGAAACUCAGCAGGGUAUAUUUGACGAGAUUUUGCGUGCUGAUCUUGAUUUCUCAUCUGACCCAUGGCCUAGUAUCUCUGAAAGUGCAAAAGAUUUAAUCAGGAAAAUUCUUGUUAGAGAUCCCCAAAAGCGGCUAACAGCACAUGAAGUCCUAUGCCAUCCUUGGGUUCAGGAUGAAGGAGUGGCUCCUGACAAGCCUCUUGACCCUGCAGUCUUAACUCGCUUGACACAGUUUUCUGCCAUGAACAAGCUGAAGAAAAUGGCAUUUCGAGUCAUUGCAGGGUGUUUAUCUGAAGAAGAAAUAGCUGGAUUAAAAGAAAUGUUCCAAAUGCUUGAUGCAGACGACAGUGGUCAAAUUACAUUUGAUGAACUCAAGGCUGGACUAAAAAAGUAUGGUACCAAUCUUAAGGAGUCCGAGAUAUAUGAUCUAAUGCGUGCUGCAGAUGUUGAUAAUAAUGGCACCAUCGAUUAUGGGGAGUUUAUAGCUGCCACAUUGCAUCUUAACAAAAUUGAGAGGGAAGAUCGUCUCUUUGCUGCUUUCUCAUAUUUUGACAAAGAUGGGAGUGGUUAUAUCACGCAAGACGAAAUUCAACAAGCUUGUGAGGAGUUUGGAAUAGAGGAUGCUCGCUUGGAGGAAAUGAUGCAAGAAGUUGAUGAAAACAAAGAUGGCCGCAUAGAUUACAGGGAGUUUGUGGCCAUGAUGCAAAAUGGAAAUGCUGAUCCUGGGAAGCAUCGUCUGCCAAAUAGCUUGAGCAGUCGAUAUAGGGAGGCACUACCUGUUUGCUGACAAACGAUUCAAUUCUUUUCUUUCUCUCUUCUCUCUGGUGCUGGGGUGGGGGCGUUUUUUGUCAUGAUCUUGCAUCAUUGGAUGCAUCUGGAGCAGGUUUAAUUUUUUUUGGAUCAUUGGCUUCUGCUGAUUAAGCUAUACACCAACUUUUCCUUUUUGGUACUUACAGUCUGUGGAGCAACAGACCAUUGUGUUUGCCCCUCUGUUUUGGUGUUGUAGAUUGAUGUCCUUGUAAAGUUCAUUUCUUGUGCGGUAUAAAGCCAAAACUAUAGCCCAUUUUAAUCUCCAACAUGGUACAGUAAAGGCUUGAAACGUUAUGGUUAUUGUUGUUGUUGUAAUUGGUAGUUUUGGGGAUCCAAUUUUAUUGGGGUGGGCCCAGCACUCUAA
This is a messenger RNA of Diospyros lotus (date-plum), 2404 nucleotides long. RefSeq names its product calcium-dependent protein kinase 26-like. Gene Ontology annotation, biological process: intracellular signal transduction; protein autophosphorylation; peptidyl-serine phosphorylation. Gene Ontology annotation, molecular function: calmodulin binding; calcium-dependent protein serine/threonine kinase activity; ATP binding. Lineage: Eukaryota; Viridiplantae; Streptophyta; Magnoliopsida; Ericales; Ebenaceae. The transcript has 7 exons. The coding region runs from base 191 to 2017 and encodes 608 amino acids. The record is from RefSeq and is a predicted model, not a curated record. Gene Ontology annotation, cellular component: cytoplasm; nucleus.